AACUCUAAAACAUAACAGAGAGAGAGAGAGAGAUACGAUUAAAACAGCAAAAAAAUCCAAACUUUCUCAAAAUCUACUUCUUCUAAAUCAAACCCAUUUCUUGAAACUCGAUUUCGAACAAACCCAUUUUAUUGUUUUCUCCAAAAAGACUUCAUUCACUUUUGUCAUAAUCUGAUCAAACCAAACCAAACAAUGAAGAGAGUUAGAGGUUUCAAAAUUGGACACAGAUUUGUCAAAAUCUUCAAAUGGAUGAUUCUACCAAGAAGAAUCCAAUCAGGGAAACGUCAAUGCCCGACCCGAAUCACUAACCCGGUUUCCGGAAUCAAGUCAUUAGCAAGGUGCUUAAGCCGUGGAGCUAAGAGAUUGUGUGGUGGUAAGAAGAAUCCGGGUCAGAGUCAGAUCCGAUUGGGUAAGGAUCCGAAAACGUCGAACCGGGUUGUUCCGAGAGGACAUUUGGUGGUUCACGUCGGCGAAUCAGACGAUGACACGCGGCGUGUCGUGGUUCCGGUGAUUUACUUUAAUCAUCCAUUGUUCGGAGAGUUGUUGGAGCAAGCGGAACGGGUUCAUGGGUUUGAUCAACCGGGUCGGAUCACGAUUCCGUGUCGGGUUUCGGAUUUUGAGAAGGUUCAGAUGAGGAUUGCCGCAUGGGAUCAUUGCCGCCGGAAGAGAGUUUUUUAAGAGGAA
This is a messenger RNA of Camelina sativa (false flax), 684 nucleotides long. Its product is annotated as SAUR-like auxin-responsive protein family. The record is from RefSeq and is a predicted model, not a curated record. NCBI's taxonomy places the organism in Eukaryota, Viridiplantae, Streptophyta, Magnoliopsida, Brassicales, Brassicaceae. Gene Ontology annotation, biological process: response to auxin.